UGGUUGUGCUUUUGACUUGAAUUUAAAUAGAUACUUCGAAAGAAAUGUCUGAGUGCUGCGUUUUGUUUGAGUAAUGUGUUUUUCUUAAGAAGUAUAACACGCUCGUCAUUACAAAUCAUAUACAAGAAAGUGAAAACCACUAGAAAAUAAACAAAACAGCGUGUCGCGGAAGUUAAUUACUUCAUGCGUUGCACUGUCCUUGACCGCAAGGAAAUUUUCAAGUCACAGUGCUCAAGUAAUCGAGGGAAUUUUCCCUGUCUGCAAUUAUUGAUGUUUUGCUACCUCUCAAUUCAAGACUUUUCUUCCACUUAUUGUACUUUUAAUAAUUAAUCGCUUUUUUAAAAUAAGAGAUGCAUAUUGUAUAGAAGAUCUGCUGCUUUUCUCCUGCAAUGAUUAAAUUUAGGACUUCGAAAAAAUUUUUGGAGUUGCUAAAACUGCAUUAUCAAAAUGUCAGAUGCAUCAGUGAAGCACGGAGAAAAAUUACAAGUAGUUACUAUUUCAUGCCAGGACAGAUUCCCCUUUCGGGUCUCUGAAUUGGAGAUAUGAUUGAUCGGAGUGCUGAUAGAUGCGGAGACAAAACGGCAGUGAUUUCGGUUCACCAAAACGUAUCCAAAACUUACUCUGAACUUAGACAAGAAGCAGAAAGUCUUGCCUCUGGCUUGAUGUCUAUUGGUUUACGAAAAGGUGACAAAAUUGCUUUGUGCAGUCCAAAUUGCUAUGAAUGGCCCCUGACACAAUUGGCUGCUGCAAAAGCCGGUUUGAUCUUGGUGAAUAUUAAUCCAGCCUAUCAGAAAGAGGAACUAGAAUACUGUUUGAAAAAGAUUGGUUGCAAAUCACUCGUGACGUGGGAUGUUUUCAAAACGCAAGAUUAUUAUAAAAUAUUGUGUGAUAUUUUUCCAGACUUACCGAAUUCAACUCCUGGAAAAUUGCAAAGCAGCAAGUUUCCGACUUUAGAAAGUAUAAUUAUGAUUUUGAAUGAUAAAAAGAGUGGAGUUCUCAAUUUCAAAGAUGUACUUGACAGUGGUAACAAAGAGAGUGACAAAUUGCUAUCAGAGAUUGAUAAAACACUUCAGUUUGAUGAUCCUGCAAAUAUUCAGUUCACAUCUGGAACUACCGGUACACCCAGAGGGGAAGUUCUUACUCAUCACAGCCUUGUUAAUAAUGUUUUAAUUACAGGACCAAUAUUUAAAUUUGAUUUAUUGAAACCUGUAGCUUGUUGCCAUAUUCCUUUAUUUCACUCGUUCGGAUGCUUGCAUGCAAGCUUAAAUGUACUAUUUCAUCAAGGCACAUGUGUUUUCCCAUCUGUUGGAUUCGAUGCCAUUUCGAGUUUGAGAGCUAUUGACAAACAUAAAUGUUCUAUUUCAGGUUACGGAAUGACCGAAACAAGCACUGCUAUAGCUGUGAAUAGGUUGACAGAUGAUCUUGAAACAGUAGCAAAAGGAAUUCUGGAGAUUAUAGACUAUGUUGAGGUAAAAAUUAUGGAUAGCAAAGGACAGGUGGUUCCUGUGAAUUCUCAAGGUGAACUUUGUGCCAGAGGACAUCCAAUAUUUUUGGGAUACUGGGAUGAUGAAAAGAAAACGGCGGAAGUUUUGGACAAGACACGGUGGUAUCAUUCUGGGGACUUGGCAACAAUGAACGAAGAUGGCAAGAUAAAAAUUGUCGGAAGAGUCACAGAUAUGAUCAACCGAGGUGGAGAAAAUAUAUAUCCGUUGGAAGUUGAAAAUUUCUUGAACACUCACCCUGCUAUUCAGGACGCUUAUAUCUGUGGCGUUCCGGAUAAAAGAAUGGGUGAAGAAGCGUGUGCUUGGGUAUGCCUCAAAGAAGGAAUGCAACUAACAGAAGAUGAAAUUAAACAGUUCUGUAAAGGAAAGAUGAGCCACGUCAAGAUUCCGCGAUAUAUAAUGUUUGUUGAAGAAUUUCCAAAGACACAAUCACGAAAAGGGAAGAAGUUUGAGAUGUCGAAGAUUUCAAUUGAAAAAUUGAAACUGUGAUGUGGCAC
Molecule: messenger RNA, 1999 nt
Organism: Argiope bruennichi
Lineage: Eukaryota; Metazoa; Arthropoda; Arachnida; Araneae; Araneidae
Product: medium-chain acyl-CoA ligase ACSF2, mitochondrial-like
Exons: 15
Coding region: 543-1991 (482 amino acids)
Biological process (GO): fatty acid metabolic process
Molecular function (GO): medium-chain fatty acid-CoA ligase activity
Source: RefSeq, a predicted model, not a curated record